AUGGCAUUUCAGUAUGAUUACACUCGAGAAAAGAUUGGUUGGAUGAAAGAAUUCUGGAAGGAUACCAAAGAAAAUGUCAAAAUACCAAAACGUAAAGCUACCCAAGACGAUGUUAAGACGAUAAAUGCAGAAGUCAAUGUAGCCAGUAGUGAUAUGCAAAUUUUCAACACUGAACAGCUUGCGUUAUUCGACGGAAGUAGAGCUUCUAGGCCAGUUUACCUUGCCAUACUUGGACGAGUCUAUAAUGUUGAUAAAGGAAAGAAACAUUACGGGAAAGGUGGAGGAUAUCACUUCUUUGCUGGGCGUGAUGCUACCCGCGCUUUCGUAAGUGGCGAUUUCACUGAGGCCGGACUUGUGGAUAACACUGAUGGUCUCUCACAUGAGGAUCUUUUAGGCAUUCGAGAUUGGGUGUCAUUUUAUGAGAAAGAUUACAAGUUAGUGGGCGUAUUAGUUGGCAGAUAUUAUGAUUCCAAUGGAAUGCCGACGAAGGAGCUAAAGCAUGUGCGUUCUUUUUACAGUGUGUUGGCUCGCAUGCAGACUGCAGCGGAGUGGAAGAAAUCGAAAGCCGAUGAAGCUGAAGUUUGUUUUGUUUUACGUUUUUUACAAUAUACAUUUUGGUCUCAUUCAUUUCCAUCAAAUCCAAGUAAUUGUUGUGUGUUUCCCCCUUGCAAUAGUGAAUGGCAUCAGAAUAGUGGUGGCCGUGUUUGGUGUUCGAUGAAGAGUGGCGGAAUUCAGCGAGAUUGGGUGGGAGUACCUAGGUUGCUGUAUGACCCAAAUACAAAGCAGCAGCGUUGCGCUUGUGUGAAAAACUUUGGCACUGGUUUGUCUUCCUACGGUGAAAAAGGCAACCGUGGCGACCUGGAUCAUCCAAAUUUGAGGACCAACAUUCCAAGAAAAUUUUAUAGA
Messenger RNA from Cylicostephanus goldi, 906 nucleotides. The record is from the annotation of a GenBank genome assembly. Lineage: Eukaryota; Metazoa; Nematoda; Chromadorea; Rhabditida; Strongylidae.